AUGCUAAACUUUGGCGGGUCUGUCAAGCUCAAUACAAAGGUAAUUGCCAUUGCUGGUGCAUUCCUCCUUUUCAAUUUGAUCCUAAUUUCCAACAGCUAUUAUUCACAUAAUGGAAUCUCGUCAACAAUUGAUCAUUAUCGUACAAAAUAUCAAAAGACAAAUGACGUUUCUCAAACAAUAGUGGACAGUAAAGAUAUUGAAGGCAAUAUAUUAUUCGAAGAACAUUUCAAAUCCCUGGGGGACAAGAAGAGUUACUAUGAAAAAUAUUCUAUGCAAUAUCUUCCCAAUUAUACUGGCGAAAAUUUAAAUCAUGAGGAAUCCACAUUGUUGGUAUCAUUGAUCUCUAGUAGUGCACCAUACGGCAGGGAUAGAACUUACGACCAAUUUUUCAAUGAUGUAUUAAAUGGGUUCAAUGAGGAUUAUGGCAAAAUAUCUUUGGGGCUACUUUGUAUUACAAAGGAUCAUUUUGAUACGAUCAAGAACUAUAUGAGAGAUUUCUUCCAAGAUGAAAGAAUCGAAGCAGAAAAGAAAUUCAACAAAGUUACGAUGAUUUACGCCCCAUUUUUGGACGAAAAUAAUGCUAGCGGUAGAGAUGAUCGUCAGAAACCAUCAUUCCAGAAAAAGCGUCGUUCAUUAAUUGCGAAGUCUCGUAACUUUUUAAUCAACAGUAUUCUUGAAUUUGAAAAAUAUAUCUUGACUAUAGAUUCUGACAUUAUUGAAAUCAAUCCUGACACUAUCUCUAUGUUUAUUACUAGCAAGAAAGAUAUAAUUGUUCCUAGAAUUGAACGAGGAAUUCAACAGGAUUAUGAUUUGAAUUCAUGGAAAGGAUCACGUAAAGUUCCAACUUCCGAAGAAUUUGAAAUGAUGAAAAAAUCUCAACAGAAAGCUUAUCAACUGGGAUCACGAGAUGAAGAGUAUAUAUUUGUUCCAAUGGAUCAAGAGGGGAAAAUGGAACAUUUGAUUGAUGCCAGUAACCGUUUGAAGUCAAACAGGAAGGCGAAGGUUAAUGAGUUGGUAGAGAUUGAUUCUGUGGGCGGAGCAGUGUUGUUUUUAAAGUCAGAAAUUUGGAAAUUGGGAAUCCAGUUCCCACCUUUCUAUGUCAUUGGUACAGAUUGGAAUUUGCCAUUGGGUGGUUAUGAUGGUAUUGAAACUGAAGGGUUAUGCUAUGAGGCUAAGAUUUUGGGCUACACUUGUUGGUCUAUGCCUAACUUGGUAGCGCAACACAGUGAAGUAUGA
Saccharomycopsis crataegensis is the source of this 1236-nucleotide messenger RNA. RefSeq lists its product as uncharacterized. Gene Ontology annotation, biological process: protein N-linked glycosylation; cell wall mannoprotein biosynthetic process. Lineage: Eukaryota; Fungi; Ascomycota; Saccharomycetes; Ascoideales; Saccharomycopsidaceae. The transcript has a single exon. Gene Ontology annotation, cellular component: mannan polymerase complex. Gene Ontology annotation, molecular function: alpha-1,6-mannosyltransferase activity. The coding region runs from base 1 to 1236 and encodes 411 amino acids. The record is from RefSeq and is a predicted model, not a curated record.